Molecule: messenger RNA, 291 nt
Organism: Penicillium alfredii
Lineage: Eukaryota; Fungi; Ascomycota; Eurotiomycetes; Eurotiales; Aspergillaceae
Exons: 1
Coding region: 1-291 (96 amino acids)
Source: RefSeq, a predicted model, not a curated record
AUGAAGUUCGGUCUCGUCGCCCUGGCCCUCGUCGGCUCUGCUCUCGCUGUCCCCGUCCAGGACGGCAGCCACCGCGUUCCUACUCUCUCGACCGUUCGCCCGGCCUCUACGACUCACCACUCUACUACUCGUGUGCCGUCCCACACCUCGACCCGCAAGGCUUCUUCCACGGUCACCCCGACCACCAUUCCUAUCUGUGACGUCGAGCACGAGGGUGACAAUGGCGAGCACCGAGGCUGGUGCAAGAAGGCCCAGCACUCGGGCACCUACAAGAAUGGCAAGAGCGACUAA